UAGUUCCCGGCACGACCUGUAGAUAAGCAUUCGUGGUCCUAGACCUUGGCAGAGAAGUGUGGCUGGAAUCAGUUUACUUACAGCGAAGAUGGUUCCUACAGGAAGCAUGUUAGCAGUGUUGGCAGUUGCGAUCGUUCUCCCCGUUGUACAACCAUUCACCAUUCCAUGUGUGGGAUGCACGUGUUUUGAUAAAGACACCAAUCACGUGAUAGACUGCAGUGGUCGUAACCUAACCAGUGUUCCAGAUGGUGUCAGAAAUCAAGGCGACGUAUACGAAAUCAAUCUUUCAGGAAAUAAACUAACGCACAUGCAUUAUUCAGACUUUUUAGGCACCACUGCAGUAAAGGUUGAUCUUAGUGACAAUCAGAUACGUAAUAUAGAUGACGGCACUUUCGGUGUGUCGUCCAAUAUAGAGAGUCUUGAUCUUCACAAGAAUCAACUGAAUUCGUUACCGGAAGCCUUAACUCGUCUGAGGAAGAUAAACACACUUGACGUCAGGGAUAAUCCCGACAAUAGCGAUAUUCCUAUAAACCUGACUAACGCCAUCAUGAAGGAGAUGGGGGAUACCAUCCAGAAAUUUCAAUUUGGACAUCGUAAUCUUGACCAUUGGCCGCCGACUAUUAGUCACUUUCAAGACUUACAGGACCUAACCUUGGACCAGUCAAGUGACCAGCUGAAGGUCAUUCCACCCAUGGCCUUCCAUUCAUUCCAGAGUACGUUGUUGGUACUAACCAUAAAAAAUACAAAUCUCGUAGCUGUUCCACUUGGUGUUAGCACCCUUCGGCGAAUUGACGAAUUCCAUUUCGAUAACAAUGUCAAGGUCGGUAAUGAGGGUAUAGUUGCACAGGCCUUUGUUCGUAACCACACAACCCUGAGAACUCUCAGUCUCAUCAACGAUAACCUCUCGAGCUUCCCACGUGCCCUGGCAUACAUUCCAACCCUCCGUAAUUUAGACAUGAGCAACAAUGGCCUGGAAUUUAUCAGUGACGAGUCCAUCUUGAAUUUGGGUAUAACUAAUUUGACAAUGCAUUUUUGUAACCUGGACAGAAUCCCAGGUGCCUUGUUCCACCUUAAACAUUUAACUCGGUUAGAUAUGGCCGACAACAAACUAGUAACGGUAGAAAACAACGACAUCCAAAACAUCCCAGAGGUCACGAAUCUUACACUUGCACGCAAUCCAAUCAAGUUUAUAUCGAAUACUGCUUUCGGUAAUCACACAAGUCUGGAUUCUGUUGAUAUCAGUUAUACAAAACUCACUACGAUACCCGUGGCUUUCAACACCACCCACGUCGACAACAUCAACCUGGUAGGAAGCCACAUCGACUGUAUGUGCGAAUAUGUUUGGGUAAGCACCAUUGUCAACAAUUUCGAAGGUUGCUGUGCAAAUAUUGAAGAACGCAUCGAAGACUACGUUAGGAAGUACGUACCGCUUUGUCCCGAAUACAUAGAAAGGUAUGGACUGGGUCGCACAGCUGAAGCCGAUCUGCACGCUCAUAUACAGUCAUUAGAUAAAUCCGGAUGUUAAUUUCCAUAUUAACAUUGAGGCAAUGACCAUACAAAGGGCCGGUCAGAAAAAUCAUAAUAAUACAAAAUACAACAAUUUCACAUUGCAUGAAGAUGAUUGGUGUCAAGGGCUGUUUCGUUUCUAUAUUUGUGAUUGAGAUGUAAGUUUUAAUUGAUAAUAAUCGCCCAAUGGUAUUGUGUAUAAUUUCAUGUCUUUUAUAAUUAAAAUUAUAUAAUUUAUAAGUGUUCAAACGUUCGUCAAAAUCCCAAUUAUUGUUAAGAUAAUCUAUACAACAAUUAAUCAAAGAAGUGCUUAUAAUGUGUAUACAUGCCGUACUAAAACACCUGUGGUGUUGAAUACAAAACAAGUGUGAUCAGUGUCAAAAUGUUAUUAAUAAAAUUUCAUAAUGGUAUUA
Mizuhopecten yessoensis (Yesso scallop) is the source of this 1919-nucleotide messenger RNA. RefSeq names its product leucine-rich repeat-containing protein let-4-like. The record is from RefSeq and is a predicted model, not a curated record. Gene Ontology annotation, molecular function: protein binding. NCBI's taxonomy places the organism in Eukaryota, Metazoa, Mollusca, Bivalvia, Pectinida, Pectinidae. The coding region runs from base 89 to 1525 and encodes 478 amino acids. The transcript is spliced from 2 exons.